AUGUCAGACCGGGCUACGAAGGAGCGUCAGUUUGGCUAUUAUGCCAGAGUUUUAGUAGAUGUGGAUCUUGCCAGGGAAUUACCAUCUUCGUUGAUGAUCGAGCGUGAAAAUCAUUGUUUUCCCAUUGAAGUGGUCUAUGAAAAUUUGUGCACCCAUUGUGGUUUGGUUGGCCAUACUGCUGAUCGUUGUAAGCAACUAAACGACAAGGAACAAAGGAACAAGAAACAGCGUGGGAAGCCUUCUCAGCCUUUGACUACUGUAGUGCGUCAAGAGUACAGGGUAAAGCGUAAUGUGGUCACUUCUGAUAUUAGGCAUGAUAUGCAGAUGGUCUAUGCUUCUCCACCAAAUAUGACUAAUGAAAUUGUUACAAAGGAUCAACAUGCUGCUCCAACUCUGACAGUUGAUGACGACUCUCCUAGGGUCCAAUCUUCUGAAAGGGAAUUGGUAGAAAUUGCUCAGUUUGCACAAACCGUUAUUGAAGAGGCGGCUUUGGGUGAAAUGGAGACUAUUGCCCAGCGAGUAAUAGAGGAGCCAUUGGAAGCAACUAUUGAAGUUGCUAAUGCAAGGAAGGAUGACUUGAGCUCCUCGGAAACGACUGAACAAGUUCUUGAGGAGCAUUUUUCUCUGGAAAAUGCAGCAGGUGAGUUGACAAAAGGGAAAACUAGUGGCCAUGACUUAACUGAGGAAGACCAGUGCACAACUGGUAUUGAUGGAACCCCGCCUAGGGGGCAAUUUGAAAUGCAAGCAGUGAAUUCUAUGAUGGGGGGUGAUACAGGCCUUAAGAAUAUGACCCUUGUUCUUUCUAAAGGGCAGAAAAAGAGACUCCGCAAACAGCAAAGAGAGGAAAAGCAGCCAGAAGAGGGCACUGUGGAUCGUUACCCCGCAAGAAAUAGGGGUCCUCCUCAUAAGCUUAAUUUAUGA
This is a messenger RNA of Rosa rugosa (rugosa rose), 921 nucleotides long. RefSeq lists its product as uncharacterized. Lineage: Eukaryota; Viridiplantae; Streptophyta; Magnoliopsida; Rosales; Rosaceae. Bases 1 to 921 code for a protein of 306 amino acids. The record is from RefSeq and is a predicted model, not a curated record. The transcript has a single exon.